Molecule: messenger RNA, 897 nt
Organism: Aspergillus eucalypticola CBS 122712
Lineage: Eukaryota; Fungi; Ascomycota; Eurotiomycetes; Eurotiales; Aspergillaceae
Exons: 2
Coding region: 86-721 (211 amino acids)
Source: RefSeq, a predicted model, not a curated record
CCACACCUCCCUUAACUGUUUUAACCCCCAUCCCAAUUCCAAUCCCAUCUCAUCCUCCCUAUCAUCGAAAAAGAAAUUCCCCAAGAUGGACCCAGAAUCAGACACAGCAGACCCCUCCAAUCCUCCCGUAAUCAACUACAUUCUCUCCUUCCUCCUAGUCGGGGUAGCUUGGGGUUUCACCACCCCUUUCAUCCGGCGCGCAGCCGCGGACUUUGCAGCCCGCCAGCAACAAAAACAGCAACCAGACGACAACAUCACCACCACCAAUGAUGAGGCAAAUGUCCCCCUAACACCGGUGUCUCCCGAAUACACCGACGAGACACGCCCCGAGGAUGAACGGGGAGAAGAAAGCGAGGAAGAUAAUCCUCCCCCAGCUAGCCACCAAGAACAGCAGCAACAACCGGCAUGGAUGCAACAGCAACAGCCGAAACAGCAAUCCUGGCUCCGCAAAAAAAUCAUCACGUUAUUCUGGACGGUUGUUAAUUUACUUCGCACGCCCGCGUAUUCUAUUCCCCUGGUUGUGAAUUUGACCGGGAGUGUGUGGUUCUUUUUGUUGGUGGGGAAGCAUGAAUUAUCAUUAACUGUCCCCCUCGCCAACUCCAGUGCGUUUUUGUUCACGGUGUUGGGCGAAUGGUAUGUUGAGAGGAAGGUCAUUGAGCGGGAGACGUGGUUGGGGAUGGCGUUGGUGUUGGGUGGGAUUGCGGUUUGUGUUAUGGCUUAGUUCAUAUUUCUUCAUUACUAGUAUCUAGAUUGUGUUGUGGGUUUGUAGGGGUAUAGUGUAGUAUUAUAUGUUGGUGUCGUUGUUUGUAUGUAGUUGAUGGGGUUGGAAUUGGUGUGGGAAAAAAAGAAAUCACAAAAAAGUUGUGCAUCAUCCGUGAAUCGAACACGGGCCUCAUC